This is a messenger RNA of Coccidioides posadasii C735 delta SOWgp, 1064 nucleotides long. RefSeq names its product snoRNA-binding rRNA-processing protein imp4 (gene IMP4). The record is from RefSeq and is a predicted model, not a curated record. Gene Ontology annotation, molecular function: rRNA primary transcript binding; snoRNA binding. Gene Ontology annotation, cellular component: small-subunit processome; Mpp10 complex; nucleolus. NCBI's taxonomy places the organism in Eukaryota, Fungi, Ascomycota, Eurotiomycetes, Onygenales, Onygenaceae. Gene Ontology annotation, biological process: rRNA processing.
CGACGGCCGUUCAGUUCCAUCAUCGGGUCUGGCUGCAUAAUGAUUCGUCGUCAAGCGCGUGAGCGCAGAGAUUACCUUUAUCGGAGAGCUCUUCUCCUCCGCGAUGCCUCGAUUGCUGAAAAGCGGGCCAAGUUGAAGGCCUCCUUAGCUUCCGGAAAACCUCUAGACCCCUCUAUUGCAAAUGAUAAGAGCCUAAGACAAGACUUCAAGUACGAUGAGUCAUUACAGACCGACUCGAAAGCCUCCGGCUCGAAUGCCAAAGACGCCGAUCAAGUAGAUAUCGACGACGAGUACGCAGUCACUUCCGGCCUCGUCGAUCCUCGUCCACUUGUUACAACGUCGCGCAGCCCUUCCUCCCGCCUCAGCACUUUUGCUAAAGAAAUCCGCCUUCUCCUCCCUACGUCCAUCCGAUUAAAUCGAGGUACCCUCGUCCUCCCAGAUCUAGUAGCGAGCGCCAACGCCGCUGCAUUAACAGACAUGGUGCUGCUUCAUGAACAUAGAGGUACGCCGACAGCGAUUACAAUAUCACAUCUUCCUCACGGUCCUACCGCGAGUUUUUCCAUCCACAAUGUCGUUCUGCGAGCCGAUAUUCCAAAUGCUGCUCGUGGUACGGUUUCGGAGAGCUACCCACAUUUGAUAUUCGAGGGAUUCAAAACGAAACUAGGAAUGCGGGUUGUCCAGAUACUUAAACACCUGUUCCCUCCACGAGAAGCCGGGAAGGUAGGCAGCAGAGUUGUUACAUUCAAAAAUAUAGACGACAGCAUCGAGGUUCGCCACCAUGUUUUCGUGAAGACCGGGUAUCGAGACGUUGAGCUCGCUGAAGUCGGACCGCGGAUGACAAUGAGGCUAUUCGAAAUCCGUGGAGGAACCCUCGAGAAAGGAGCGGGCGGAGACGUCGAGUGGGCGCUCACCCAAUAUACCCGGACAAGCAGAAAAAAAGAUUACUUGUAAUGGUCUAUCGUAGCGGGCAGCUUUGGAGUACCGGACGGGAUGGAAAAGUAAGAUUAUGAAUGGCGCAAGGGCGAAAUAUCUAUUAUAUGUUGCUACAAGCAUAUUUUCACUGA